AUGGAGAUCUGGUAGGUAUAAAAAACCCGUCCGUAUUCAGGCAAACGUAGCUAUUAAAUGCUUCCUCAAUUGACUCGUCGAGCUUUUUCUUCUACCAAAUCCAUAACCUCUAUCUUGCCACCAACAGCUACCUCUGGAGGCGUACGAGCAUUUUGAAGCAUGUCGUCUGGGAAGCGAAUUGUCUUCACUGGCGGCUCAGGCAAGGCUGGUCGCCAUGUCAUUCCUUAUUUGCUCUCGAAAGGACACAAGGUCUUGAAUCUCGACCUCGUCGACUUUCCUGAUCCAAGUGCCGGAGUCUUCACCCUCAAGACCGAUCUGACAAAGAGCGGGCAGGUCUUCAAUGCCCUCACCACCCAUUUCAACUUCGAGGGUUACGAGGAGAAGAAUGUCCCUAGCCCGCCAGAUGCAGUCAUCCACUUUGCUGCUUACGCUAGAAACAUGCUGGUUCCUGACAACGAGUGCUAUGCAGCGAACGUGACAUCAACUUACAACGUCAUCGAAGCUGCCUGCAAGCUGGGCGUACGGAAGAUCAUCAUCGCCAGCAGCGAGACUACCUACGAAGUCUGCUUUGGCCAGGGAGGCAUCGACUACCAGUGCUUCCCUCUCACCGAGGACAUGGACUUGAACCCCAUGGACUCAUACGCCAUCUCGAAGCUCUGCGGCGAGCGCGUAGCACGCGGUCUGGCACGCAGAUUCGAUGCAGACAUCUAUGCUUUAAGGAUUGGAAACGUCAUCGAGCCGCACGAGUACGAGCGCGACUUUCCCAAGUACAUCAACCAGCCUCAAGUCCGUAAGAGGAAUGCGUGGAGCUAUAUCGACGCCAGAGAUCUGGGUCAGAUAUGCCAUUUGGGUGUCGAGAAAGACGGCCUUGGCUUCCAGGUGUUCAACGCAACGAACGACACUAUCACGGCGACAUUCCCGACUAGACAAUUCCUCGAGCAGUGGUGUCCGAACACGCCAAUUACGAGAGAGCUGGAGGAGUGGGAGGCGCCGCUGACCAACAAGAAGACCCGUGAGGUGUUGGGCUUCCAGGAGGAGCACGACUGGAGGAAGUACUACAACCCUGGGUCUUGAAGGCGGGAAGAUUGACAUGUUAGCAUUGUGAGCAUG
Messenger RNA from Macroventuria anomochaeta, 1110 nucleotides. Its product is annotated as UDP-glucose 4-epimerase. The coding region runs from base 160 to 1074 and encodes 304 amino acids. NCBI's taxonomy places the organism in Eukaryota, Fungi, Ascomycota, Dothideomycetes, Pleosporales, Didymellaceae. The record is from RefSeq and is a predicted model, not a curated record. The transcript has a single exon.